CAAGGGAAACCACACCGUCAUGGCAACCUGGCUGACGCUUUAAGAAACUGCACUUCCUGUUGGUAAACUGUGAAAGUGACCAAUUUAAUACGCGGAAACAGUUUUUCCUCCACUGUUAACUUGUAGUUUAUCUUCAGGAAACUUAACUUAGCGAUGACUUUCUUUAGCCGACUCUUUUUUUUCUCGAAAGGCUGAAGGCAGGAAAACAAGCUGAGCUCUUCUCGCACUCUUCCGUCCUGCACUGAAAGAAAGGUUUGCAAUGAAUUUAACACGGCCGAAGUCCUCCAAAGGGCGAAGCAGAACCGCUGUGGACAGCUCUUUUUUCGAUGAUUACACGGACUACAGCACCCAGAGGCCCCCUGUGUCUCCACACUCUCCUGCCGGGUCGGAGAGAAACCUCCGCUCCCAGUCCCAGCCUGCAAUGUGGCAGACCGGGCAGCAGAGCCAGGGUGAAGUCCUGCAGAUGCCCCAUCAGGUCCCCGCUGCUCCACCUCAGUCCUUAAACAAGUACAAGGUGCUUCCGUCCAUAGAGAGGAGACAUUCAGAGGUGAGAAGCCUAGAGAGACACAUGUCCAAGCUACACCUGUCUGAUGAUGCCACCCUGCAGCAAAGGCAGGAGGGGCCACAUCCCCCCAGAGGGAAAGCCAGCAGCUCUGCGAGGGACCUCCAAGUCUGGCCCAAGCACCCACCUGAUCCAGGACCACAAACAACCAAAGAAGCCCCUAGUAGUUUGCUCCUGGCUAUUAGGGCACCUUGUGGCAGGAGGUUUCAGCAGCACUUUAACCCAGGAGACACCCUGCUGCAGGUAAAGAUCAGUGCAGAGGCCAUGUAUGGAGUCCAGUACGGAGAGGCGUCAGUCGAGACCAUGGAUGUGCCGCGCAGGACCUUCACUGACAUGGAGAUGACUUUGGCCCAGUGUGGUAUUGUCAACAGAUCGGUUCUGUGCAUUUCUCACAAUGACAGCGAGGCGGAGAAAGAGUCAGGGUAAUGAUCAAGUGUUGAUAUGCUGUCGUAAUCUGGAUAAUUUGAAGUCCUUUCCGGCAAUCAAAAAUGUUUCGCUAAUUCUUUCUUGAAUCAGAUGAUCGACUUUCACUUUGCAGAAGGAGAGUUUGAUCUAAACAAAUCUCAGAAACAAAUCCCACAACUGGUUGGAGCUGAUCCCAGUGCAAUGUGAAACUCACACCAGUGAUGAUGAAAUCUGAACCUGCAGUGCACAUAUGCUCAGAGCUGACUUUUCAGCAAUAUUAAAGGUCACAUAUUAUCCUCAUUUUCAACCAGUUUAAAUAAGUCUCAGAGCUCCUCAAAAAUGUCUGUGAAGAUUCUUGUUCUAAAUCCACUCUGAUCCUGUAUUUGAUCACACCUAUAAACCCCUCUAUUUCAGCCCUGCUCAGAACAGGCUGUUUCUGUGUCUGUACCUUUAAAUAUGUAAAUGAGCUGUGUCUGACCACACCCCCUCUCUGGAAGGGGAUGUUGCUCUGGCUUUCUCGCUCCAUGUCCUACUGUUAACGGUGAGAAGGCAGACUCAGAGGGCAGAACAAACACCUAGCUGUGGGAGUGUCACCCACCAGGGGGAGGGGUUACUGCCCUUUGUGAUGUCAUGAAGGGAAAAUCUCCAAACGGCCUGUUUGAGCACACAUUUUCUGAAAAGUGGAGCAGGCAAAAGACGCAGAGGAUGGACUUUUCUCAUGAUUGGGGGUCAUCAUAAAAUUUGUAGGACUAGGGACUCAUAUUAGUGUUAGGAAAACAUGGUAAAGUAUAUUUUGCAUAAUAUGCAACCUUUAAAAAAUCUUCACAGAAGGAGUUUCAGAGCUCCAGAUUAUUGUUGUAUUGUUUUGUAAGAAUUUCAAACAGUUUUUUUUAUCCAUUUUGGAAAGAAAAAAAACACAUUUGGCUGAGUUUAUGUCGAGAGCAGGAUAUUUUCUUUGCAAAGUAGCGUACAACAUACAAGGACUUGGUGCUUCGGAGGAUGACAAACAUAUCAAAGAGAAUAAGAGAAACUUAAAAAUCCUCAAUACAAUUCAAAAAAGUAAAUGAAUGUGUAAAAUAAAGCCAUUGUUUUUAAUGUAAUGAUGAUCGAGCUGUGCAGUUUGUGCAAGAUAAUGAACAGACAAAUGUCUUUAAACUAAUCUGGACGUGACCUUUAAGAAUGUACACGUUGAGAUUUUGUAACUUUUAAUAAAAAUUUAGAGCGAUGACUUUCAGUAAUUCAUCUGA
Messenger RNA from Labrus mixtus (cuckoo wrasse), 2214 nucleotides. RefSeq names its product UBX domain protein 10 (gene ubxn10). Gene Ontology annotation, molecular function: protein binding. The record is from RefSeq and is a predicted model, not a curated record. The transcript has a single exon. Lineage: Eukaryota; Metazoa; Chordata; Actinopteri; Labriformes; Labridae. Bases 260 to 988 code for a protein of 242 amino acids.